AUGGCGUCCCCCAAGGAUGGUGCUGGCCACGGUCUGGGUCUAUGCCUUCUUUCUCUGGAUGGUGGGGGAGUACGUGGGCUUUCAUCGCUGUUGAUCUUGAAGAAGCUCAUGGAGGGGUUGGAUCCUGAUGACCCCCCGAAGCCAUGCGACUAUUUCGAUCUGAUUGGAGGGACAUCCACGGGCGGCUUGAUCGCGAUUAUGCUCGGACGACUGAGAAUGGACGUGGACCAAUGCAUCGAGGCAUAUAAAAUAUUGUCACCGGCGAUUUUCACAAAGCUGCAUCACCGUGUGAACGUUCAUGGUCGCAUACAGGGCCGCUUCGACCAUGGGGCGCUCGAGAGGGGUAUCAAAGAAAUACUGAUUAAGCAUGGCUUUGCUAAGGAUGAAUUGUUCAAAGAGAAGUCACCCGUUUGUAGAACUUUUGUUUGUGCAACAAGCAGACAAACCUCGGAUACUGUCGUACUCUCCAGUUACUACUCCGAGAGGCGAGGUAAUGACCUCCGAAACAUCGCGAAGAUCUGGGAGGUGGCCAGGGCCACUUCUGCAGCCACAUCCUUUUUCGACCCGAUCCAGAUCGGUGGAGAAGGCUUUGUCGAUGGUGCAACUGGGGCCAACAACCCGAUCAACGAAAUCUGGACCGAAGCUUCAGACAUCUGGAGUGAAGGCCGUGGUUGGAAACUUGAGGACAAUCUCAAGUGUCUCGUUUCUAUCGGUACGGGCAAGUUGCAACUAAAGGCAUUUGGCGACUCAAUCCUGAAGAACGAGAUCGGCGAGGCCUUGGUCGCAAUAACUACAAAUACCGAGGCGAUUGCCGAUACAUUCGAAAAGCAAAACACACAUCUGUAUCAACAUGGACAAGCAUUCCGUUUCAAUGUUGAACAAGGUCUGGAAUUGGUCGGCUUGGAACAGGCAGACAAGCUGGACGAGAUUCAGGCAGUAACGAGAAGGUACAUUCAAACGGAAAAGACUUUUGUCUCCUUGAAAACUGCAGUGACAAGAUUGAAGGAGCGAGCUUGGAUCCAUACUCUUUUUGAUCGAAUUCAAGAAGCAUCCAUCCUUGCUCUAGAGAUGCAACGAAAAGCAUGUGACUUUACUGAAGGAUCAUCUCUCGAAUGGUUCCUUCAUACUUCUCAUUACAAUUCCUGGCUUCACCAUGGCGGUGUUCUCUGGUACAAGAAGCCCUCGGCCCUGGAUAGCCCUACAGCAUCGCCUCAUGUCGUGCUGGAAUCAGCGGCUUACUGCGGUCUUUCUCAAGACAUCGACACCCGUGUACUAUACUUCCACUGCUGUGCCGACAGCAAAGGCACCACAAACAGCGGCAAGGGAAGCAUGUCGCAUACGGCAGCAACCACUGUGGCAGAAAUCCUUUCCUCUCUCACCUUCCAAGCACUCGAUUCGGAUGAUCUUGAAGCCGGGGACAUCGAAGCUUGGAUCAAGGGACUCAACAUGGGCGAUCAGCAAGUUAUGAGGAAUCUACUAAUGCAGUCCAAGUCUCCCCUCCUAAAGCCUCUCUUCAAGGCUUUUGAACUGUCGUUGACCUUCGCUAGGAGAAACACCAUUGUUGCUCUUCAAAAUGCAGAAAACAUCGAUCCUUCACGAGCCAAAUGCCUGCAAACGAUGGACUUUGAGGCUCAGCAUGUUCGACUUGAGCAGAUCGCCGCCGCCGACUCUGGCACGACCGACUGGCUUUGGUGCCAUCGUAAGUAUUUGGGCUGGCAGCAUAGUCAAGCAGCUAUUCUCUGGGUGGAGGGUAAGCCUGGAAGCGGUAAAUCAGUGCUUGCCAAAGCCAUACUGCGACAACUUGCAACGGAAACAGACCAAAAGCAGGCCUGGAUCAUUGGACACUGGUUUUAUAGCACAAGAGGAGGCGAAAAACUCAUUUCACAUGAAUCUUUACUGUUGUCUAUUCUUCAGCAACUGCUGAAACAGGACAAAUCCAUCUUUCCCUCGUUUGAAGAGUCCUACAGACGAAGUUCGCCAGGGUCGAAGCAGUGGUGGACUUCGAAUGCGGAGCUGAUCAAUAUAUUUGACAACAUUGCACAUACUGGUGCCAGUGUCACCUGCAUCAUCGACGCAAUGGAUGAAUCCCAGGACAAUCCAGAUUAUGACAAUUCCCGAGAAGCUAUCUUGACCGGACUGAGCCGUAUGGUAUCUGAUGUGGAAAAGUCCAGAAUCAAAUUGAUCAUUCUCAGUCGACCUUUCCUGGACAUUGAUGUGGUCCUGUCACAGCACCAAUCCCGGUAUGGAAAUGUUUAUAAGCUCGUUCUGGAACUUGAGAACAUGGCCGCCAUCGCGAAGCUCGUGGAUAAUGGUAUGCUCUCUAUUCGCAACACUAUGCGACGAUUCGAUAUUGGAAACGAGAAAUCUCCCUCACGGGGAGUUAUCCGAAUGCGAAAUCGACCAAACAUCAACACCGAACAGAAGGUUUUGUCGCCAAUUGGCCAGGGAGAUCGAGACGCGGGUUAUGAGGGUAUGCGAAAAUACAUAUUUCAAAACGCCCAAGGAGUUGUUCUGUGGGUCAAACUCAUCGUCACAGUGCUUGAGCGGCGAGCGAGACAAGGUCUUUGCUCUUUCUCCGAGCUAGAGCUUGUUCUAAGGAAGCUCCCCUUGGAGAUUGACACUAUGUACCGUCACAUGAUCCAAGACCUGCGCGACAGACUGGGUGAAGACGGUUUGCGGAAGACCCGCGACGCGUUAAUGUGGAUCAGUGGUGCCAACCUGAUGCGUCCGUUCACUCUCGAGCAAUUACGUGAAGCUCUUGCAGUGCCGAGUCGUUUCGACGCGAGUUCUCUCACCCAUGGUGACCCCAUCGAAAGGAAUAGAAUUCCAUGUGCCCAUUGGACAAGCUUCGUGCGUCAGCUCCGCCAUCGAUGUGGUGCUUUUAUUGAGGUGAUCAGGGCUGAGGAAGAAAAGCUUGAUCCCCCUCUACCUUGCCUCAAUUUGAGACCAACCACGUUGAAUCAGUUGGAGGAGAAAGAUUCGGAAGAGGAUGAAUAUUACAAGGCCAACGAUGUAGUUCAACUGCUACACCGGACGGCAAAAGACUUUUUCGCUUCCAAGGAAGGAGCAGGGCUAUUGGCGUUCACGGAGCGGGAAGCAUCCAGAUUUGUGCAAGAAGGGAUGCUGACUUACCUCAAAGUCUCGUUUCCAGACUUCGAGACGCCUUACUCUCCGUUACCGGUGAAAGAAGGAAGUGACCUGCUCAAAAAUAUUGACAAUACUGUCCAGUACCUGGAAGAUCGUUGUCUACUUCCGUUCAUCAUGGCUGUGGAACCAUACUCGAAGCCUGAGGAUCUCUACCUUUUUGGACCUUAUGUUGAUGUCCUAGACAACCUCACUUAUCCAGCCUUGGAUAACUUGACCGCAACUCAGUUUCUCGAAUCCCAUAGAGGACGUUGGCGUUUUCUACCUCAUCGACUUCUGUACGGAGACCUUUACGAAGCUAGGUCCAUCAUUGCCGGAGAGUUUACCUAUUGCGCGUGCUCUAAGGGCAUGAAGUCUGCUGUUGAGGCUCUCUUUGGUCUGAUGGCGCUUACGAUGGUCUGGCACCAAAUUCCAGCUGAGGCUAUGAUUCAUGCCUACUGUCUGGUAGCAGUGGAACAACAGCACGUCUCGUACGCCUUGGAGUCUCCCUCUGUCUUCUUUCCACCCAUCAUCCAGCAGGUUGUUGACGAACUCAAAGAGCAAAAGCCUAUAAAAUUGAGGGAACCUAGAGUGGGUAACGACUCAAGCGCGGGGAAAUCGUCAACCUUGAGUGGUUCCAGCAGUGCCAAACAAUCAAGCACCUUCUUGAAGCUGUUUACUCGUAAGAAAGAUGAUGAUCGCUCCCUGAAGGUCGAGGAGGUUCGAUCUAUCUCUUCACCACCAGUCUUUCGAGGGCCUUCUAACCCCGACUAUCACCAGGUUACUUCAAACAGAUCGGGACGACAGAGUUAUGACAAGAGCAGCAUUCGGUCGUUUGCAUUAAGCACCUUGGAAAUUGCAGCGGUUCAGACUGGAAAUUGGAAAUUGAUUACCUUACUCUAUUGCGCGAGAUAUCGCACUGCCCUACGCGGCCUUUCACCGUAUGUGGGUAGGGGCAAAGGUGUUUUCGACAAAGUACCAGUGAAACGCAAACGCGACCGGCGUUCCCAUGCCCCGCCACCGCGCGAGUACUCUCGGUGGCUCAAAGCAGAGGAAGACGCCUCUAACACAGGCAGUGGAGGCCUCAUACGCGAUCGUGGAAGAGCACCUGCCUCACAAACCAAUUCAAGUUCUAGCUCUAGGUCGAACGACAACCUAUUUCCCCGAGCUUGUCAGUAUCACCCUCCAGAGUUCAUAUUUGAACGUCCGCUCAACCAUGCCUUAUUCAAAGUCACAACGAAGUGGAGUCCACAUUUCGUAACCUACGAACAUCUUGAGCCCGUCCAGAGCAAGCCCUCUCUGUUGGUCACGGAAUAUAGCGAUCGCGAGUCUGGCCUUGAAUGGUAUGACGAUUCUCUGCGGUUGGUCGUGAGGAGGUCUGAUCUCUUCUCGUCCAAUUACGAUGAUUACUAUUAUCCCGCCUCGCUUGUCUAUGGAGUUGCCUGUGAGCCAGAAGACCGAUUUUCCGUGAAAUUUGUGAGCAAACUCAUCCGAGAGACCAUCACACGAGCGAAGUCCCGACGCAACGCCAGAGUCCGGGAUGAUCCUGAUGGCGCCAUUCUGCGUGCUUUGGCCACCACUAGAGAUUACUGCGUUUUGUGGUGGCGUCGCUGGGGCUAUUCGGCAGCGUCUCCUCGGGUGGUGGAGUACCCGCCAGCCAGGCGACGCGCCGAUGGAGCAAUAGUGUCCAGCUCGAGAUUUUUCGAUCAUGAAGCGGACACCAGGGAACAGCUUGAUGCCUUACUGGAAGAAGCCGAACUCACCGAGGUGUUUGGGAAGGUUUGUAAAUGUGCUCAAGAAAUAAAUAAGUCGAUCGUUCUAACCAUUCACCAGCAUUAA
Cladophialophora immunda is the source of this 4962-nucleotide messenger RNA. RefSeq lists its product as uncharacterized. Gene Ontology annotation, biological process: arachidonate metabolic process. The record is from RefSeq and is a predicted model, not a curated record. The coding region runs from base 1 to 4962 and encodes 1653 amino acids. Gene Ontology annotation, cellular component: membrane. The transcript has 4 exons. NCBI's taxonomy places the organism in Eukaryota, Fungi, Ascomycota, Eurotiomycetes, Chaetothyriales, Herpotrichiellaceae.